GUGACACGUACAAGUGUUGCGUCACACCCGAGUGACUGUUCUCGGUGGGUGUGUCUUUUUCCCGUCAAGGAGCGUCAGGAAGUGCGAUGCUGUGACGGUGGCGGUGCGAGACGCGGACACACAACGCCAUGGCAUCAUGUCCGCCUCAUGGCCACCUACCAUGAGAGGCCCCCGGGGGAAGACCCCUCCUCUGGUGUUCCCGCUGCUCCUGUGGCUCCUGGCUGGGACCUGGACCGGGGCUGUGUGGUGCCAAGAUGGCGGUGAUGAUCAGGAAAGCGAGACGCCGGCAGACGAGACGGAAGUCGUGGAAGAAGUUGUGGACGGUGACACGGACGUCCUCGCAGAGCCCACCUUGUCUUCUCCGGACGCGCCCCCAACGCUAGACCCCUCCCCCACCCAGGAGGGUGGUACAGAUACAGAGCGGAUUGCAACUGAAGACAGAGCAGAAGAUCUCGGCUCUGGGGGGGACAGUCCAGAAGCAAGCACGGAGGAUAUGAACUACGCCGACUCCACCCUGAGUCCUCUGGGAGACGAGGGCUUCAGUCUCCCCAUGGUGGUCAUCCCGGUGGCCCUGGUGGUCUUCAUCGUGGCCGCUGUGGUUUUGGCCGUCUUCCUCAAACGGAGGUUGAGUAAAGAGGCUGCCAAGGAUUCAAGAAAAGAUGAUCCAUAUCUGGACGGGUCCAGCGUGGAGAAAGUGCCAAUGCCCAUGUUUGAAGAAGACGUGCCUUCCGUCUUGGAGCUGGAGAUGGACGAGUUGGACCAGUGGAUGAAAAAUGACGGAUGACUCCACACGCCAACAUGGCAGAUCCUCGGCAGGAUCACGGAUGAUCACAAGAUCAUCUUCUUCACCAGCUUCUUCCUCUGACUGGGAUGACAGCAAGCUCGUCCAGGCCCUGUUUGGACUGUAAAUAUACCAAUAUACCAAGACUCCACACCCAACCACCUUCUCAGUGCUACAGCAAUAAAAUGUCCCACACUAGAAGUGUCGUGGUAUUCCAUCCUGUCCAUCCUACCGUCAUACUUCACUGCACUUGUAUACAGUACAGUCAUUUGCUCCCCAAAUAUGGCAGCUUUCCCCUGGGAAGGGGGUGCCUUGGCGGUGGAAAGCACCAUAGCGGUCAAAGAUCAUUUAUUUCUAAGGUUGAUUCUCCGAACAAAAUGACAACUGUAUUCCUGUAAAAAGUGCAAGCCUGGUUAAGAUGUCUUCUUAAGCUUCU
Doryrhamphus excisus (bluestripe pipefish) is the source of this 1217-nucleotide messenger RNA. It is a transcript of the gene tmem154, whose product is annotated as transmembrane protein 154. Lineage: Eukaryota; Metazoa; Chordata; Actinopteri; Syngnathiformes; Syngnathidae. The record is from RefSeq and is a predicted model, not a curated record.